Messenger RNA from Drosophila ficusphila, 705 nucleotides. RefSeq lists its product as uncharacterized. The record is from RefSeq and is a predicted model, not a curated record. NCBI's taxonomy places the organism in Eukaryota, Metazoa, Arthropoda, Insecta, Diptera, Drosophilidae. The transcript is spliced from 2 exons. Bases 1 to 705 code for a protein of 234 amino acids.
AUGCAGUUGGGAAAAGUCAUCGUUCUGCUGCUGAGCAUCCAGCAAAGCUGCCUGGCUUUGUACAUCAAGAACCAAGCGGAGAAGAGUCCUGCCAAAGCGGCGCCAAAGGACGACUGGGGAGUCUUCAAGAACACCCUCGGACUAAGCCAAGAAAAAGUUGAACUACUAAAAUCGCAAAAGGAUCAAGAAGGCACCAAGGAGCUGCUCAAUCGCUUUAUCCUGGAGAACCCGAAAGCUCUGCCGCAGGCCAAGAAACGUCCUGAUCAAUUUUUGGGACUCUACCGAUCCAUUCUGAAGAAACUCACGGCUUCCAAGCAAAUGCUGAAGACCUCCCUCAACUUCGAAUUGGCUGAUAGGCCCAAUAAAACUUUAAAGAGGCCUCGUCGCAAGAUCGCCGUGAAAAUGGUUUCGGAUAUGCCAUCCUGGAAGAUCGAAAGCCUGCUGAACUCAUUCUAUCUGAAGCACGGCAUCCCAAGGAACACAGAGGAGCAUGAGUAUCCUGAUCUGGAUCUGCCAAGGGAUACCGACUACGAAUCAGACAAUUUCUACGACGACGAGGGUGAUGUAGGUCUCACCGCCAAGGACCGUCAGAAUUCGGAGUACGGAUCCUUCCAGGACCUCAUUAUGCAGGCCAAGAUGAACGAGUGGGAGCGGGAGCACGAGGAAACCAAGUUGCACAGCUCAGACGAUGAUGACUACAUAUAA